This is a messenger RNA of Pyrus x bretschneideri (Chinese white pear), 2730 nucleotides long. RefSeq names its product pentatricopeptide repeat-containing protein At2g03880, mitochondrial. The record is from RefSeq and is a predicted model, not a curated record. Lineage: Eukaryota; Viridiplantae; Streptophyta; Magnoliopsida; Rosales; Rosaceae. Gene Ontology annotation, molecular function: protein binding; zinc ion binding; RNA binding. Bases 225 to 2135 code for a protein of 636 amino acids. The transcript has a single exon. Gene Ontology annotation, biological process: RNA modification.
UUACGUUCGAUACAGGUGAUAUAAUUUCAGACGUAUAAAUAAAUAUUCUUAAUCGACCAUAAGUUAUUAAACCUCUUGCAAAUUGCAGUAACGUUGUCUCUCUCACUUUGUGUCACAAAGCGAUGUUAGCUCAAAGUGAUGAAAGUGAGAUGGAAAAUAGCUUAGGAUUAGGCUAAUGCAAACGCAAAGAGUAGGGUUCUCCCUUCGUGUUCCCUGUUCUCAGGAUGAGAGCCAUCCCUAUCUCCAAGUUGAAAUGCAAAGCGCUGCAACCAUUUUCACGUCCUUGCUUUCACAUGCCCAACGUGACGGAGUCAACACCCUCCACUCUGGUCCAACAAUUCACCAAAUUCUGCUACCAGAGAGACCUCCCGAGAGCCAUGACAGCCAUGGAAGCCAUGCAAAGGCGCGGACUUUGGGCCGACUCCGUCGUCUACUCCGAGCUUGUCAAGUGCUGCUUGGCUCGGCGAGCUGUUCAGCAGGGUAAGCUCGUCCACAAGCACGUUUUCUCAAAUGGGUACCAGCCCAAGACCUUCUUAAUCAACGUUUUCAUCAACAUGUACGUGAAAUUUGCUCUCUUGGAGGAAGCGCAGGAACUGUUCGACGAAAUGCCUGAGAGAAACGUUGUUUCCUGGACGACUAUGAUAUCGGCAUACUCGAAUUACAAAUUCAACCGCAAGGCCUUGGAGUUUUUGGUUUUGAUGCUCAGAGAAGGUGUUUCGCCUAAUAGUUUCACGUAUUCUUCGGUUUUGAGAGCUUGCGACGGGUUGUUAAAUCUCAAGCAGCUUCAUUGUUGUAUUUUUAAAGCUGGGUUGGAAUCUGACGUCUUUGUUCGGAGUGCUCUCAUUGACGUUUACUCGAAAUUGGGUGAGUUGCAUAAUGCGCUAGGUGUUUUCAAUGAAAUGGUGUCCGGAGAUUUGGUCGUUUGGAACUCUAUCAUUGGAGCGUUUGCUCAGAACAGCGAUGGUGAUGAGGCUCUGAACCUUUUCAAGAGGAUGAAAGGGGCUGGUUUUUCAGCUGAAGAGGCCACGCUAACGAGCGUUUUGAGAGCUUGCACGGUGUUGGCGCUUUUAGAAUUGGGAAGACAGGUUCAUGUUCAUGCUGUGAAGUAUGGUCAAGAUCUAAUUCUGAACAAUGCACUUCUAGAUAUGUAUUGCAAGUGUGGGAGUUUGGAAGAUGCAAACUCUGUUUUUACCAGGAUGGAGGAGAAGGAUGUAAUCUCUUGGAGCACAAUGAUUGCAGGGCUAGCACAAAAUGGUUUCAGCCAAGAGGCCCUGAGAUUGUUCGAGCAGAUGAAAGUUUCGGGGAUGAAACCAAACUACAUCACGCUUCUUGGGGUUAUGUUUGCUUGUAGUCAUGCUGGUCUUUUAGAAGAUGGGUGGUACUACUUCCAGAAUAUGAAGCAGCUUUUCGGGAUUGAUCCUGGAAGAGAGCACUACGGAUGUGUAAUUGAUCUUCUUGGAAGGGCCGGGAAGCUUGACGAGGCAGCUAGGUUAAUACAAGAAAUGGAAUGUGAACCGGAUGCAGUGACAUGGAGGACGUUGCUUGGUGCCUGCAGGGUUCACCGGAAUGUAGAUCUAGCAGCACAUGCUGCCAAGCAAAUUCUUAAAACGGACCCUGAUGAUGCCGGAACCUACAUUUUACUAUCGAAUAUAUAUGCCAAUUCUCAGGGAUGGGAAGAUGUGGCAGAAGUUAGGAAGAGCAUGAAAGCUAGAGGGGUUACUAAAGAACCUGGGUGCAGUUGGAUUGAAGUGAACAAACAGAUUCAUGCUUUUAUCUUGGGAGAUGACUCACAUCCACAAAUAGAUGAGAUCAAUAAGCAGCUGAGCUUGUUGAUUGAUAGACUAAUGGCAGUGGGUUACAUUCCUGACACGAAUUUUGUUUUGCAAGAUCUUGAGGGAGAACAGAGGGAAGUUUCGCUUCUAUCCCACAGCGAGAAAUUGGCGAUUGUCUUUGGUUUAAUGAGCUUGUCAAAGGGGAAGACUGUUAGGAUCAGGAAAAACCUAAGGAUUUGUGGAGACUGUCAUGUAUUUGCAAAACUUGUAGCAAAGAUGGAGGAGAGAACUAUUGUGAUAAGAGAUCCCAUCCGGUACCAUCACUUUCAAGACGGGGUGUGCUCUUGUGGGGAUUAUUGGUAGAAGAAGAUGAGGUUUCAUAAGUUCGAGACAUGAUGAACUUCAGUAUUCUCAUUUAUCAUCAAUGCGCUGAAGCUCUAGCAGCGGGUGAAUUGCAAAAUGCUUCUCUCUUUUUUUCAUAUUCAUUUUGUCCAGUUGGGUUGAAAUUUGAACGGUUUUCCUGGCCCUUCAGAAAGUGUGGCAAGAAAGGAGUAAACUCCGGAUUGCAGUCUUGCAGAGCUGAUACAAAAACAUAACGAACCUAAUGACGAGAUGGAGAAGAUCCUAGUUCAGAAGGAUUGGACACCUCUGUGGUCUACUGAUCUUGAAGGGAUGGUGAAUGGUGCGGUGGAGAUGCGCACUGCGCGUUCCUUGGGGUUGAUCAUGUGUAAAUCGAUGGCACAUGCAGCUUAUGCACACGGUGGUUUGUGAGUCCUUUAGUCCUCCAGCAUCGCCAAUGUUAGUUGAUCAUACUAACGAGAUAUAAAAAGAACUUCUCAAAUGUAAUGACCUCUACGGAUUUUGAUCCAAAUAUAAGUUGACUAACGUAACUUUGGUUUGUCAUGUCGUAUUCGGGCCCGUAUUAUAUGAAUUCAAAGAGAACGAGAGUUACAAGACU